AGGGAGUAAGAUUAACAGGCAGACAGGACGCCCCACGGGGACGCCAGUUCUUCAUGCUCCCCAGCGGAAACUUGUCACCUUGUACAAACACAGAAAUAACAAACUUCUGACAUGCAUUAAAGACCCCUUCACCUUAGCUGUGCAGGAACUCCUCAGAAGCAGAGUCCUCCCCUGCCACAUCCAUCUGGGGAAGGAGCUGAUCUGUCAUUCACAGAGCUGCAUUCUGUCUCCCGGGCCACCGCAUGAGAAAACCAGCAGCUGACAUGUAUAGAGAUCACUCUGUGCCAGAAACAGUUCCAUGCUUGGUGUGUAUGUAGCAUCCUCACACCUAGGUUCUCCUGGACUGUGCAUAUGUUCCAGAGUUGCUGACUGGAGCUCAUCUUCUGAGUCCUUAUGGUCACAUUCCGAAGAAAAUGCAGAUAGUCGGUAGGAUUUGAUUCAGAGUCCAAACCGGUAAUUAUUUGUUCUGGAGAUUUAUUAAGAACAUUUGACCAGGCAGUGGUGGUGCAUGCUUUGAAUCCCAGCACUCAGGAGGCAAAGGCAGGAGGAUCUCUGAGUUCUAGGCCAGCCUUGUCUACAGAAUGAGUUCCAGGACAACCAGGACUACAUACAGAAACCCUGACUUGAAAAACUGAGAGAAAGAGAGAGAGAGAGAGAAGGAGGCGGCGGCAGAGGUAAGAGGGGCACAGAGGGAAGAGAGACAGAGAAAGAGACAUAGAGAAUGAAUGAAUAAUGAAUGAAUGAGUGACUGAGUGAGUGAAUACUUGGCCAUCAGGGAAGAGGGCGCUGAGAUAAACAACCCUGUGCAUGUGGGUCUGACAAUCAAGUGAGAUGCUGCUCUUACCACAAAAUAAACCAAACAUGUGGACCAGGAGAGGAAAAAAUUUUUGUAACUUGUGGAAAUGUUUAAUGUACAAGAAAGUUUGUGUUCAGAGACAGCCCCACAAUGGUCUACACAGUUCAGUUUUGCUUGGGAAGCAUCAGGACAGUGGGGACUGUGGGAAUGGCCUCAACGGAGUGUGAGCUGGAGCUCUAAUUAGAUGAAUUGGAAUUCGUGGAAUUGGGAUGAAUUGACAUCUUGUUGCCAGCUCAGUGUUGGGGGGUAAUGCUUCAUUAGCAGUAUUUGUAAUGAAGAGUUUUCUCUUUUCUCCUCAGAUUUUUGGUACUUCAAAUACACACACAUACAAUGAAUAAAGCCAGCAUACUCCACACUAACACAAACAUUAAAAUCACCUUGUUCUCUGAAAUGAGUGUUGGGAUCUCAGCCAACAGCAUCCUUUUCGUCUUCCAUCUCUGCAUGCUCACUGGUGCGCACAGGCCUAAGCCCAUUGAUCUUGCCAUUGGUUUCUUGGCCCUGACCCAACUACUGAUGCUGCUAACUAUGGGACUCAUAGCUGCAGACAUGUUUAUGUCUCAGGGGAGGUGGGACCCCACCACAUGCCAAUCCCUUAUCUAUCUGCACAGGUUCUCGAGGGGCCUCUCCCUUUGUGCUGCCUGUCUGCUGAAUGUCCUCUGGACCAUCAUCCUCAGCCCUAGAAGCUGCUGUUUAGACAAGUUUAAACAUAAAUCUCCCCAUCACAUCUCGUGUGCCCUUUUUCUUUGCGUUCUCUACAUGUCUUUUAGCAGUUACCUCCUGGUAUCAAAUAGCGCCAUCCCCAAUUCCACCUCAGAUAAUUUUAUGUAUGUUACUCAGUCUUGCUCACUUCUACCCCUGAGUUACUCCAGACAAAGCACAUUUUCCACACUGCUGGUCUUCAGGGAAGCCUUUCUUAUCAGUCUCAUGGCCCUCUCCAGUGGGUACAUGGUGAUUCUUUUGUACAGACACAUGAAGCAGGCCCGGCAUCUUCACAGCACCAGCCUUUCUCCAAAAGCAUCCCCGGAGCAAAGGGCCACCCGGACCAUCCUGCUGCUCAUGAGCUUCUUUGUGUUUCUCUACAUUUUGGACACUGUUAUCUUCUAUACAAGAAUGAAGUUCAAAGAUGGCUCUCUGUUCUACUGUAUCCAGAUUCUUGUGUCCCAUAGCUAUGCCACAGUUAGUCCUCUUGUGUUUAUUUGCACUGAAAAGCAUAUAAUUAAAUUUUUGAGGUUAGUGUGUGACAGGAAAGUAAAUAUUUGA
Meriones unguiculatus (Mongolian gerbil) is the source of this 2116-nucleotide messenger RNA. RefSeq names its product vomeronasal type-1 receptor 44-like. The transcript has 2 exons. Gene Ontology annotation, biological process: G protein-coupled receptor signaling pathway. Bases 1187 to 2116 code for a protein of 309 amino acids. Gene Ontology annotation, cellular component: membrane. Gene Ontology annotation, molecular function: pheromone receptor activity. NCBI's taxonomy places the organism in Eukaryota, Metazoa, Chordata, Mammalia, Rodentia, Muridae. The record is from RefSeq and is a predicted model, not a curated record.